Messenger RNA from Neopsephotus bourkii (Bourke's parrot), 3239 nucleotides. RefSeq names its product DENN domain containing 10 (gene DENND10). Gene Ontology annotation, cellular component: late endosome. Bases 11 to 1075 code for a protein of 354 amino acids. Gene Ontology annotation, biological process: protein transport; regulation of early endosome to late endosome transport. The transcript has 9 exons. The record is from RefSeq and is a predicted model, not a curated record. NCBI's taxonomy places the organism in Eukaryota, Metazoa, Chordata, Aves, Psittaciformes, Psittacidae. Gene Ontology annotation, molecular function: small GTPase binding; guanyl-nucleotide exchange factor activity.
GGGUGGGAAGAUGGCAGAGCCGGAGCCGCAGCUGCUGCUGGCCGUGGGGCUGAUCGAAAAAGACACCAACGGAGAUGCUUUGUGGGUUUGGUGUUAUCCGUCCGUAACAGCUGAACUGAGGAGUCUGUUGCUGCGCAAGUGCUGCCUUACAGAUGAAAACAAAUUGCUUCAUACCUUUGUAUUUGGCCAGUAUAAAAGGUCGUGGUUCUACAUCACAACUGUGGAAGUUCAAGAUUCUCCAGCCUUGAAAAAGGUGACCCACUUCUCCAUUGUUCUGAUGGCCAAAGACUUCAAUCCAGAGAAAUAUGCAGCCUUCACUAGGAUACUUUGUAGAAUCUACCUGAAGCACGGAAGUCCAGUUAAGAUGAUGGAGAGUUAUAUUGCAGUCCUUACAAAGGGCAUCUGCCAAAGUGAAGAAAAUGGAUCUUUCCUCAGCAAGGAUUUUGAUGCUCGGAAGGCUUAUCUUGCUGGUUCCAUCAAAGAUAUAGUAUCUCAGUUUGGAAUGGAAACAGUUAUCUUGUAUACAGCACUGAUGUUAAAGAAGAGAAUUGUAGUGUACCAUCCUAGAAUAGAAGCUAUUCAGGAGUUUACCAGGACUUUGCCCGCUUUAGUGUGGCAUCGGCAAGACUGGUCAAUUCUUCAUUCAUAUGUACAUCUAAAUGAGGAGGAAGUGGAAGCCUUAAAAGCCUGCACAGGUUACAUUGCUGGAUUCACAGAUUCUGAAGUGAACAGCAGACCAGACCUCUACGAUGUGUAUGUGAAUUUGGCAGAUAGUGAGAUCACCAUUUCCCCCCUAGUCAAAGAGGCAAUGACAAUGGGAAAACUUCACAAAGAAAUCGGACAACUAAUUGUUCAGUCUGCAGAAGACCCAGAGAAGUCAGACAGCCAAGUCAUUAAGGAGAUUUCUCUGAAGACAAAAGAAAUCCUGGCUACUUUAGCCUCGCUUACUGAAGCUUCUGAUGGCAAUGAAAAACCAACCCUGAACUCUGAGGCUCUGAAACAAAAGCGAUUUCCACCAGCUACAGAAAACUUCCUAUUUCAUUUAGCAGCUGCUGAACAAAUGCUCAAAAUCUGAUUUUUUGAUGCACUUCAGUCUUAUGGACCAAUUCCAAAAUACCGUCUUUGCCAUACAGCUAGGUAUCCCUGAUAUUUUAUGUGGAAAAAUUAAAGGUGUAAGAGUGAAGUCAUAUUUACCAUGAUAAUGCAGAAAAUUGGAGCUUGACUGGGAACAUGCGGAGGCAUAUUUGGGAACAUUCCUGAUGUCAUUAUCUUUCCCAAGUAUAAUUUUGUAUAUAUGGCUCCUGUAUUUCAUAUCAGAACAUGAGUGUAUAUACAAGUGACACGGGCCUGUGUGUCCAGGCUGUGCCAGACAUGAUUAUAGUGGCUGUUUGUCCUGCAGGUUUCAGAUGUCAGACAGCUCUGACUCGUCUUCCUGGGGUCUGGAACACAGGCUGUGGGUGUAAAUCUAGUGCAGUUUGGAUGUGCUGGUCUCUGCACAGGGGUACACUGAAUGUGCAGUUGGGCUGAGUGUUCAUUCUGGGCUUCCAGGUAUGUGAGCCUGUCAGAUUCUGCUCUUGCUCUGGACUGCCCCAUACCUGGAAAUCCCAAAUAAAUGGAUGAGUUCUCUUCUUUCUACUUGAAAGUGUCUAGAUGUAAAAAAGGAUGCCUGAGAAAAUCUGACCUGGUCGCCUUAGUAUAUAAAGGAAGAGGUAUUUUAAAGCUCAGGUGGGAGUUAAGCACCUCUUUUGAACUCUUGCCUUAGAGUUUUUCCCCCCCUUUUACUCCCUCCCAUGCCUCUAAUGGAGGGAGAAGAGGACAGGAUGACUGUAUGUAACAUGGGGCUUCUUUGGGGAGGGGGUCACAGACAAGCACAGCUUUACAGCUGAAGUCAUGUAAGAAAUUGGUGUUCUCAGCUGAGAAGAUACCUGGCCACUCAUCUCUGGUGCUUUUGACAGCAAACCAGAUGAGUUAAAGCCUAAUGGACUAGUGAUGUUCAAAUGGUUGGGUACCACAAGUAGAACAUGAGCCUCUUAAACUGCUUGAGCUGUAACACAGGUACUGUCUGAUGGUGCUCUGUGUAGACUAAAUCUAGAUGGAAACUUUUGAAGUGAUAGUGAAAACUGGAAGAUAGUUUAGAAAGAAUUAAAAUUUGCCUACUUGUUUGGUUGCAUAGCCAUAACUCAAGAGGUUUUUAUUGUUCUUUCAUUGAGCAGCCUGAAACUAACUGUUUUGUAAUCUUCUGAGAAGAACUUAGAGCCUUUGUAGGGAAAUACUGAGCCAAUCCGUAUUCCUUCAGAAAUGGCCACAACAAAUGAGUCAAUUCUGCAGUAGCACUUUGGUUUAAGAACCCUUUUCCUGGCCUUUGUACAGCUAGCAUGUGGUUUUACAUAGAGAUUUUUAUACUUAGGAUUAAAACUUUAGUAAUCAAUAUUUAUAUUGAUAAAUAGCUGGAUGUUUGCUAUUCUGAAACUGGUAGAACUCCUCACUAACCAUGUGCAAUUGGUUUGAAAACAGGGGUGUCUUUUGCUAUGUGUGAUGCGUGAAGAAAAUCUGUUUUGGAAUGUGAUUAAGGAACGUGGCAUCUAUAUAGAAAAUGGUGUUAUUGCGGUCAGUAAAUGAAGUGCUUCAGAAUAACCCCCUAUUUUCAGGGGUCUAAAAUCCUACGUUAAACACUCCCUCUGCAGUUUAAAUCCUGAACACAGAAGCACGUGCCUUUUUCCUUCUGAGAAGAAUUCUGUAGUCACCUUUGGUUACCUGUAUGUGCUCUGCAGCUUUUCUUUCUCCAUUUGCUCAUUAAUGCUUUUUCUUACUGGUUUUUCUAAUAUUGCUGCUUCUGGUUUGAGACUUUUACAAGAGUUGGAAGAGCAGAACUGCAAAAUGAUGCUGAAAAUUCCAUUCAGGGCCUAUUUGGAAGUUUUUCGCCAAGAAAAAGCGGAGUGCGCUUUCAGUCUUACCACCACCUUGUAACUGUGGAGAAAUUCAAUUUCUUCUUCACAGGAAGCUCCAGGUGUGUCGUUAAGGUAGUUUGGCUGUUAAGAGACAACCACAAAAAGCAGAGAAGCUCAGUUACAGAUUAAAUGUUGAAUGCCUGGUUUGCUUUCUGGUUUGGAAACGUUCCAGUUGAAAACCUCUGUUUUAUGGUAGAUCUGUUGUGUGUGAAACCAAUGAAAUAUGAUUUUGCACUUAAGAAACUGGACUCGGAGCAUGCUCAUGCCUAUUAAAAGAACCCUGAAUAACCU